AUGAGCUUCAGGCUGAAGACCAGAGCGGGCCUCUCGGACCUGCACUGCUCCGUGGGGCUGACGGACUGGGACAUGGACAAGGAGCUGAAACUGGCCACCACCACAGACCAGUUCUACCACGAUGACAAGCUGAGUGACCCCUACGUGGUCCAGAGGUCAGCUCGAGCCUCCAGAAGGAAAGAGGACUUCAUGUGGUACGAUAAGGCUUCAGACAGCUUCGUGAGGCCCAACCUGUGGCUGCUGGUGAACCCGAGCAUCGCCUGCCCGCUGCGCUACGGAGAACCCUCGGCCGGCCCGCGGAGGGCCUGCGACCCGGCUGAGGGGGUCCAACCGGCCCGGCUGAGCCCCGCGGAGACCCAGGUGUCCGGCCUCCACGGGGCUCCUCUGGGGGGGGAGCGGCUGCAGCCCGAGUACACGAUCACGAAGGAAGACGUCUCGUGUCGACCAGCGAAGAACAGACGGAAGGGAAGAACCCCGACUUCCCGGGACAAUAAGACCCUGAAGCCAGGGUCCUGGCCUCGUCCCCCUGUGAACUACUGCUUCCUCAUCGCCUUGGCGCUGAAGAGCAGCCUCACCGGGAGCCUCAAAGUGCAGCAGAUUUACAACUUCACCAGAGAGCACUUCCCCUUCUUCCAGACCGCCCCAGACGGCUGGAAGAACACCAUCCGACACAACCUGUGCUUCAACAGCAGCUUCCGGAAGACCUGCAACCAGCUGUGCCGGGACGGCAAGAGGAAGUCGUGCUUCUGGCACCUGACGCUGGACGGCCACCGGCGGCUGAAGGACGAGGUGCGCUCGCUGGCCGGGGAGGCGUCCACGCUGCUGGAGAGGAGCAUGGCCCGGCCAGAUGUGAUUCAGAGUUUAUUUGCUCUGUGACUGCGGCUGUAAAAAAGGAAUCGAUGUGUAAUUAAACUUGACGUGCCGAAUAUUACUUGUGUUAAUUUAUGAUUUUGUUUUGAUUUGCUCACUAAAAUAUGGAUGCAAAAUGUCAUCAGUGACAUUUAAACAUCCCUUAAAUGUGAUUUAUUAGA
Molecule: messenger RNA, 1031 nt
Organism: Cyclopterus lumpus (lumpfish)
Lineage: Eukaryota; Metazoa; Chordata; Actinopteri; Perciformes; Cyclopteridae
Gene: foxr1
Product: forkhead box R1
Exons: 7
Coding region: 1-876 (291 amino acids)
Biological process (GO): regulation of DNA-templated transcription
Cellular component (GO): nucleus
Molecular function (GO): DNA-binding transcription factor activity; sequence-specific double-stranded DNA binding
Source: RefSeq, a predicted model, not a curated record